AUUAGUUUACGCUUCCGGUUGCGUCUGCGGAAGAGAAGCAGGCGACAACACAGUCUUCGUACAGAGAGCAUAGGAAUCUGUGGGCGACAAAAUGCCACUUUUCGAAGGGCUGAGUUAUAGUGAUGACAAAAAUGUAUAUAUUUUGGAUAUCGGAGCAGCAUACACAAAAUGUGGACUAGCUGGCGAGACAGGACCUCACUGCAUUAUCCCUAGCACUGUAAAAAACCCUAGAACUGGCAUUGUUUCCAAAAUAUGGGACCACAGCUGCCCAGCAGAGUUGCAGGAGAACUUAAAAGAACUUUUAUCUACCCUAAUAUUUAGACACUUGCUGAUGACGCCCAAAGACAAAAGGGUUGUGGUUGUGGAAUCUUUGCUUUGUCCAUCUUACUUCCGAGAAAGUUUAGCCAGAGUCUUGUUCAAACACUUUGAGGUUGGUUCAGUCCUCUUCGCCCCUAGCCACGUACUGGCAUUGCUAACUAUUGGCCAUACCUGUGGUCUUGUGAUGGAUGUGGGCUACAGAGAAACAUUGGUCAUUCCAAUCUGUGAAGGCAUUCCAGUUUUAAAAGCCUGGCAGGCAGUUCCAGUAGGAGGAAAAGCAAUUCAUAGUCGUAUUAAAUCAUUGCUGUUGGAAAAAGGAGUUGUCAAAACAGCUGAGCAGCAGGACAGACCAGUCUCCACCGUACCAGAAUGCGUAACAGAGGAAAUUUUAGAAGACAUAAAAGUACGGUGCUGUUUUGUGACUGAAUUCAGCAGAGGCCAGGCAAUUCAGGAUGUCACUUUCAGAAAUGCUGAUGCUAGCAGGUUGCCAAGACCUGUUCCUUCUGUGGAUUACCCUCUUGAUGGAAGCAACAUUCUCACUGUGGAUGGCAAGAUAAGGGAGUACAGCUGUGAAGUUUUGUUUGAACAAGACAUUGAUGGACAGUCACUGCCUGCCCUUCUCCUUAACAGCCUGUUACAGAGCCCAGUUGACACGAGGAAAGAGCUCGCACAGAGUAUCUUGAUCAUGGGAGGCACAGCUCAGAUUCCUGGCUUCUACCAUCGACUGAAAAGGGAGCUGGAUGCUUUAGCAGCAACACCUCAGUACAAAGAUGCUUUGGGUUGUAAAACAUUUAAGUUCCUCCGCCCACCAUCUUGUGAAAACUACACUGCAUGGCUAGGAGGAGCACUUGUAGGAGCUCUUGAAACUCUGCCUAGCAGAUCUUUAUCUAGAGAUGCAUACAUUCAGCGUGGACGUCUGCCAGACUGGUGCUGCUUGGAUCAGGAUACCUGGAUUGAUGAGCAUUCACAAUCACGAAGAUGAUCUUUUAAGCUUUCUCAACAAAAUGGAAUAAGAUGCUGUGCAAUAUUACCGUCUAAAGUACAUUUAGUAAUGCUGACUGUCAAGGCACAUAGUAUGUUCUUGGAAUACUGCUUUUUGUGUUGUGUCUCAACUUAAAAUAAACCUUCCUGACACUGUAUGCUGCAAAUGUUCCUUUGGUCAUAGGUCUUUAAGUCAUUUAAGUCACUGCCCCUGGGAUAUUUAUUGCUUAAUACUGUGGUAACAAGCAAAGAGCAGAUUUACAUGCCAAUUACAAUUAAUAGGUGGAGUCAUAUUAAUUGCAGAAAGUUUCUUACAUUCUGGUCUUUAUUAAUGUAUGGUGUUCUUUUCCUCUAUAGCAUGUUGGAGUAGCUUCAUUAAUAACUUGAUAGUUUUAGGGAAGAAGAAUAUUUCAGAUGUCAUCUUUAUGUAAGUUACUAUUCAAUAAAGAUAAAUAUUUCAUACUGA
Messenger RNA from Pomacea canaliculata, 1765 nucleotides. Its product is annotated as actin-related protein 10-like. The transcript is spliced from 13 exons. The record is from RefSeq and is a predicted model, not a curated record. The coding region runs from base 92 to 1300 and encodes 402 amino acids. Lineage: Eukaryota; Metazoa; Mollusca; Gastropoda; Architaenioglossa; Ampullariidae. Gene Ontology annotation, biological process: microtubule-based movement.